AUGCAACCUUCCCGCAGAAGCUCUCGAUUGUCUGAGAAACGCCGAGAAACACCACCGUCACCACCGUCACCACCUGCUGCAGUUACCUCUUCCUCUGAUGAUGAGGUUGAAGCUUUCCAACCCAAGGAGCCACGCUAUCAAGCAAGUCGUGCCUCUUUCCAGGCACGAAAUCAGGAGAAUCCCGAUUUGCUUCGCUCGCACAUCACACCGGUCUCGAGUCGGUUUGUCACAAGCAAUGCAGCUGAAAGGUAUGAAAAGUUGGCUCCCCGGGGCUUCGUGAUUCAACAAAGGUUAGAUGUGAAUGAUGAGAACUUGUCUGAUGUGAAAAGAGUGGUAGUUAGGUCCGGACUGAUCUAUACUCUAAUCGACUGCGUUUUGUUUCACCCAAAUGUCGUGAAAGAGUUCAUUGCGAAUCUGGGGGCUGCUGAGAAUAGAGAGGAUGGCGUUGCUGUAUUUCUUCGUGGAUCUAUGGUAGAUUUCUCACCUACACUGAUCAAUGCUCUGUAUCUGAUUCCGGGAUUUGAAGAGGAUCCUGACUACAUGACUGCUGACAUCGAUGUUGUGUGCUCGUUUCUGACCGAUAAUCGAGUGCAACGUUGGGAAGACAUGAGCUCCAAAUACCUAACUCGGACAAAUCAGGUGCUCUACAAGCUCGUGUGCUCCAACUGGAUACCUACGACUAACUACACUUCAAUGAUUCAGGAGCGACUCAAGUUCCUCUACAUGCUACAUCAUCACAUGAGUUUUGAUUUUGGUCAAUCCGUUUAUGAUCAGAUCAUCAGUUUUUCAGCUAACGUUAGCACUGACAAGUCUCGGAGGAUCAUCUUCCCUACGCUGAUUCAGCAAGUCAUUGACUAUCAACGAACUGUGUUGUCUUUUGAAGAAGAUGAUGAGUACACAGGAUAUCCGAAGCUCGUUGUCAAAGACAUCAAGGCAGGUCGAGGACAGGGUGCUGAUGCUCGAUCUGUGGAUCUUUUGGCUGACAUUGAGCGAACCAUAGCUGAUCUGAAAAACAUUCGGAUUCGCUUGAGGAGGGGAGAAUACCCGCAGUACACACAACAGCCUUCACGGGAUGAGGAGGUUGUAAUGGAGCAGGACAGUGAUCAGAGUGAGAGCUUCUGA
Molecule: messenger RNA, 1122 nt
Organism: Brassica oleracea var. oleracea
Lineage: Eukaryota; Viridiplantae; Streptophyta; Magnoliopsida; Brassicales; Brassicaceae
Exons: 3
Coding region: 1-1122 (373 amino acids)
Source: RefSeq, a predicted model, not a curated record